This is a messenger RNA of Tarenaya hassleriana, 1632 nucleotides long. RefSeq lists its product as uncharacterized. The transcript has a single exon. The record is from RefSeq and is a predicted model, not a curated record. The coding region runs from base 142 to 1341 and encodes 399 amino acids. Lineage: Eukaryota; Viridiplantae; Streptophyta; Magnoliopsida; Brassicales; Cleomaceae.
UGUAAUGGCCGUCACCUCGCUCCGCGCGCUCUCUGAGCAGAAACAUUAACUUGUAAAACAAGCUAAAAAUCCCCCAGCCACUGUCCCAUCUAUCUUCUUCUUCUUCUUCUCUGUUCUUCGUCUCUCUCUCUCGUCAUUGUCAUGUCACAGAGCUUCGGCCAUGGCGACCCUGAGCCAACCGACUCUUCUGAGAUGCCUCGCUUCAGCGACGAUCUUGGCUCUGCUUGCUCCACGCCUUUCGUCAGCGCUCCGUCGAGCCCCGGCCGUGGUCCCUCUCCGGGAUACUUUUUCAGCGCUCCGGCGAGCCCCAUGCAUUUCGUCCUGUACUCUGCUCCGGCGCCCGCCGCUCGUGCGGCCCCGGAGUAUCCGCAGCUCGACUCGUCGUCGUCGUUGUGCGACUUCGAGUUCGACUUCUCAUCUCGGUUGUCAGAAAGUGGUCCCCUCGGCGGCGGAUCCAUGAGCUCUGCCGACGAGCUGUUCUCGAACGGUCAGAUCAAGCCGAUGAAGCUUUCAUCGCACCUGCAGCGGCCUCAGAUGUUGUCGCCGCUGCUGGAUCUGGAGACUGAGGAGGAAGACAACGAGGACGGUGAAGUGGUUAAGCGAGGGAGAGAUCUGAGGCUAAGGAGCAGAUCUGUUCAUCGUAAGGCAAGAUCCCUCUCUCCGCUGCGGAACGCAGCGUAUGAGUGGAACGAAGAAGAAGGUGAAGAAGAAGGACGGGCCGGGGAGAGAGAGGUGAAGGAAUGCAUUCGGAAGCUGCAGGAAGAUUACGAGCAGGAGAAGAAGCAGAACGAAACCGUACCAUCGGUUGAAACGACGCCGUCGUGUUCGGCGUCAUCUUCCCGGUCGUCGUCCUCCGGUAGAAACUCUAAGAAGUGGAUAUUCCUCAAGGAUCUACUGCACAGAAGCAAAAGCGAAGGUAGAGGGAACGCGAAGGAGAAGUUCUGGUCCAACAUAUCCUUCUCUCCUUCCAAAGAGAAGAAACUGAAAUCUUCAUCUCUGACCAUCUCCAAGGAGGAGAAACCGCUUCCCUCGGCGGAGGACGCUGCAGAUGCAAACGCAGUCGCCGAAACGCAGAAGCAGAAGCAGAAGCAGAAACAAGCGCCGGCGAAGAAAUCUGCGGCUUCCGGAAAACCGACGAACGGCAUAGCGAAGCGGCGGGGUCUGCAGCCGUCGGCGCACGAGCUGCAUUACACGGCGAACAGAGCUCAGGCAGAGGAAAUGAAGAAGAGGACGUACUUGCCGUACAGGCAUGGGCUCUUCGGCUGCCUAGGGUUCAGCUCCAAAGGUUACAGUGCCCUAAACGGAUUAGCCCGGAGCUUGAACCCAGUCUCAUCCAGGUAAUCAAAUCAAGCCAUUAAAUCCCAAUUACAUGUUAUAAUCCGCUGUAUAGACUUUGGUUUCGGGGAGGAACCUAAGCUUAAGCUCAUGCCUACAAUAGUCUUAUGUAAGAUAUUACUGUGCCCAUUGUUAGUUAGGCAUGUUUUAGCUGCUGUCUGUGAUUCUGUAUUAGUUCAUCAUGGGAUGUGGGCAUUAGUUUCCGCCAUCGACGAAUGGGGGAUAUGUGAAGCCUCUGCCUUUCAUGCGCUGUUUUUACGCCUUAAAUUAAAUCCAUUAGCAAAUAAUUUUUCCAAA